GCAAAGAGAAAGAACUCAAGAAGCCAUGGAGAGUCCUGCGACUGUUGAUCACUACAAGGCCGGCAUGGUGCUGAGCGGCGUGGGUGAUGCUCUCGGCUUCCGGUGGGAGUUUAUAUAUUCUGCACCACAUAUCCAACAGGAAGUUCAGAAUCUUGGAGGAGUGAAGAAAAUCUCUGUUAGCCUUCCUAAUUGGCCAGUCAGUGAUGACACAGUGCUUCACUUGGCAACCGCUGAAGCUUUAACCACAGGUAAGGAAGGUGAGGAACUGCUGCAUGAGGUGGCUGUCCAUUACAUAAAGGGUAUGAAGGACAUGUCUAGGAGGGCUCCAGGAAUGACGACCAUCCGUGGUGUGGAUCAAUUAAAGCCAGGAGCUCAAGGAGGCUACAGAAUUGCUUAUGACCGAUCAAGUGGAGGAUGUGGUGCUGCCAUGAGGGCUAUGUGCAUUGGUCUGAGAUACCCUCGACCAGAGCAGCUCUCCUCAUUGGUCGCAGUUGCUGUGGAGACUGGGAGAAUGACACACACUCAUCCAACCGGAUUCCUUGGGGGUGUGGCUUCUGCACUGUUUGCAGCCUAUGCCAUCCAGCGCCGUCCAAUUAUAACCUGGGGGCUGGGCUUAGUGAAGGAGGCUUGUCCAAUAGCGAAGGAGUUUGUGAGGUCAGCAGGAUACGCCGUUCCCGAGACGGAGAGAGACUGGGGGUACUUUACUGAGAAAUGGGAAAAGUAUCUUGAGUUGAGGGGUUUGUCAUCAGGAACUGGUCCAGUAGUCUUUCCUAAGCAAUACGGACCUUCUGAACGCGACGAGGCAUACAAAAGCUUCAGUUGGUCUGGAUGGGGAGGUAGCAGUGGUCACGAUGCACCGAUGAUAGCUCUGGAUGCCCUCCUGGGCUCGGGGUCAAACUGGGAGGAGCUAAUGAGCCGAGCUGGAUUCCACGGAGGAGACAGCGACAGCACGGCGGUCAUAGCGUGUUGUUGUUGGGGUUUGAUGUACGAGAUGGAGGGAGUGCCCAAGUGUAACUACACCAACCUGGAGUACAGGGACCGGCUGGAGAACAGUGCUGAGAAACUUUACACACUGUCACACUGAAUUCAGCACGUCAUUAUCUCAUGUGGAUAAAUUACAAAAACACGCCUACUCCUACUCCAAAAGCCUGUUACAGCCGUGAAUCAAGGAUGACUUUCUAAAUCGGGGUAAAUAUAGAUUAUCCUGAAUAGAUUGGACUAUAUCAUUUACAUUAGGGGCUCGUGAAAUAUAAUGAGGAAUUAUACAGGUAAAUGCAGCAAGACCUUGUUUAAAAAUUGUAUUCAAAUCAAAUGUACCUUAAAAUCUGAUUUAAGCACACAACUGGACCUUACAUUCCACUCUUGUACCUUAAAUUAGCUUUUAGGGUAAUACUCUAAGGGUCCUCUACAUACCUCUUUCCAGGUAAAACAUACUUACUCUACACAUCUCAUAAACCCAUAUGUUAUUCACAAAAGAACAUAGAAAACAUCAAAUGUAUAAACUUGAGUAAAUGUACCAUUUUAAGAAAAA
Messenger RNA from Ictalurus punctatus (channel catfish), 1531 nucleotides. RefSeq names its product ADP-ribosylarginine hydrolase (gene adprh). Lineage: Eukaryota; Metazoa; Chordata; Actinopteri; Siluriformes; Ictaluridae. The record is from RefSeq and is marked provisional.